AUGUAUGAAGAAGAUGAGGUACAACCCGAUUCUAAAUCUGAGCGCAACAGGAUGAUUACAGAGAGCACGAUGAUUGACGACGAAGAAGAACAACAAAGUUCAUCCAAGAGUUUGGCCAAACAAACCGAGGAGAGUUAUCAAUUACAACUCGCACUUGCCCUUCGUCUCACUUAUCGCCCUUCCUUUACAACGGAUCAUUCAUCUUCCUCGGCUCAGAGACUUUCCCAUCAUUUCUGGGUGAAUGGUUGUUUACAAUACUCUGACAAAAUUCUGGAUGGCUUUUACCUAAUCGAUGGGAUGGAUGCAUAUACAUGGAGCCUCAGUGCUGACCUGCCAAAUGUUGGUAUUAUUCCAUCAUUUGAAUCACUUAUGUCAGUUGAACCUGGUGAUGACUUGUCAAUUGUAGUGGUAGCUGUUGAUAAAUCUAGAGAUCCUGGCUUGAGAGAACUGCAAAAUAAGGUAGUAAGUCUUUCAAAUAACUGGAUCACCACCCAAGAGGCAACUCAUCAGCUUGCAAAUCUUGUGUGCAAAAGGAUGGGGGGAGGAUCUUUGUCGGAGGAAAAUUUAUUUAACCACUGGAAGGAAUGCACCCAAGUUCUUAAGAGCUGUAUGAACUCUAUCAUUUUUCCAAUUGGAAGCUUAGCCAUUGGUCUUUGUGUCCAUCGAGCAUUGCUUUUUAAAGUGUUGGCUGACUUAAUCAAUCUACCAUGCCGAAUUGCAAAAGGUUGCAAGUAUUGUAGGAAGGAUGUGGGAGCCUCAUGCAUAGUGCAGUUUGGUUCUGACAGGGAGUAUUUGAUUGAUUUAAUUGGAAGGCCCGGAGCAACGUGCCAACCUGAUUCUUCUCUGAAUCCUGCAUCUUCAAUGUUGGUUGCUUCACCAUUAUGUCAUCCAAAGUUCAAGACAGUUGACUCAGCUGCAUAUACAAAGACACUAGCCCAAUUGUAUUUCUUGGACAGUCAAGCACUGCAUCUUGUAUUUGAUAGUACAACAUCGUCAGGAUCUUCUGUUAAUCACAAUGACACAAUGGAUCCUCGGCGAACUGAAGCUCUGGGUGCAAAUUAUGCUGGUGGAAGCAGCCAUCUGAUUGCUUCGAAGGAAUAUGGGUCUUUCGAUGAAGAAGACCAGCCAAGUAUGGAUUAUCCAAGUCAUGAAGUUGAUCUCGACGAAGAGGAUCUGGAUAUUCCAUGGAGUGAACUUAUUUUGAAGGAAAAUAUUGGGACAGGGUCGUUUGGAACUGUCCUUCGUGCAGACUGGCGUGGUUCAGAGAUGAUUGGUGCCCCUGACGUCCUAAUCGACAAGGCCAUAACAGAAACAAGAUUGUAUGACAAAUUACGGACACAUGGGAUAUCUUUAAGAGUUAAAGGA
Sphenostylis stenocarpa is the source of this 1365-nucleotide messenger RNA. NCBI's taxonomy places the organism in Eukaryota, Viridiplantae, Streptophyta, Magnoliopsida, Fabales, Fabaceae. The record is from the annotation of a GenBank genome assembly.